AUGUACAAGCUGCCUGGAGGAACAGAGGUGCUCAAAGAAAUUGAACGCGUCGAAUUCGAACCGACGCCGUCCUGCCCCUAUGUCAAUUUUCGUCAGCUCGGCCAAGACAGUUUAGGUAGAAUUCUCCAAGCGGAAAUCCAAAAAUACGGCUGUGCGGUCGAGCUUGGAGUCGAGCUACUCUCGGUAGAGCAGUCCGAUGUUUACGCCAAGGUGAAGAUUCUCAAGUACCCCGGAGGUGUCGAACCUACCCAGCAGGAUAUGACUUACAAAUGGGUCAUUGGCGCCGACGGCGCCAAGAGUAUCGUGCGCAAACAGCUGGGGUUGGCGUUCCUUGGAGAGGCAACCGAGGAGAACAUGGUCGUUGGUGACAUUCGCAUCGAAGGGCUGAGCGAAGAUCGGAUUCACGUCUGGGGAGACCUAUCGAGCACAAUGACGGCUAUACGUCCAUCAGAAACACCUGGGGUGUUCACUAUUAUUGCCGGCGGACCUAAAUUUGCGAAUCCUGAAACGAUCUGCGACGAUGAAGCAGCUCUCAAAGAGGCUUUAAGACAAAGUACCGGAAACCGGAGUGAUAUCAAAUUUGGUGAGAUAAUUUGCAUGAACCAUUAUAGACCGCAGAUUAGAAUGGUCAACGAGUUUAGGAAGGGAAGAGUCUUUGUUACUGGAGACGCCGGUCACGUACAUAGUCCCGCGGGCGGACAGGGUAUGAACACAGGCAUCCAAGACUCAUUCAACCUUGGUUGGAAGCUCGCUCUAGUGGCAAAGCAGCUUGCUCCUCCGUCUCUCCUUAACACAUACUCUGAGGAGCGUCUCCCUGUCGUCGCAGAAAUGCUCAACAUCACCACCUCGAUCCUGAAGAAGACAAUCAAAAACUUCAACGAUGAAGUGGGAUGGAAUAGAUCUGGGAAUAUAUACCAGCUCGGGGUAAAUUAUCGGUGGAGUUCCAUCGUCGUCGACGAGAGUAAGCCAAGCGAAGCCGGUUCCACUUAUGACGGGAAGGCGGAGGACCUUCGGGCAGGCGACAGGGUCCCAGAUGUCCCGGGACUUGUCCCACUCGGAGCCAGCUCGACAGGAAUCGCUAUGAGAUUGUUUGACAGCCUCAGCACCUCCAUGCAUACCGUCCUUAUCUUUGACACACAGACCGAAGGUUACGAAGCAUUUCUUCAGAAAGUGACGCAAUACCCACAAGGUUUGAUUCAGAUGAUUCUCGUUGUCGGAAAGGAGCAGGAGCAGAAGAUCGACGUAGCCAACCCACACCCAGUCCGUGCUUUCAAGGACAGGGAUAACUACGGAAGUGAUGCAUUCCUUGGAGGCAAGAACGACGGCAAAUUCGGGGUGUUUAUCAUCCGUCCUGAUAGGGUUCUGGGCGCCAGAGUGCAAACUCCAGAGGCUCUGGAAUCUUACUUCCAAGGCGUCUUUGGGAAGAUGGAAUAG
Molecule: messenger RNA, 1434 nt
Organism: Cyclocybe aegerita
Lineage: Eukaryota; Fungi; Basidiomycota; Agaricomycetes; Agaricales; Hemipholiotaceae
Source: the annotation of a GenBank genome assembly